AUGACUUGGUUAGAAACCUUACCUGAUGAAUGGUGGAAUCAAUAUCGAUCUAUAUUAUUUUCAUCUCAAUGUAUUCAUGAACUCAAUAAUGAACUUAUAUUUAUUGUUCGAAGUCUAAUUAUUGAAACACGUACUUAUGCACGUGCUUGUAAACGUUCUCGUCUUCUUGUUAAUGAUUUUCGUUAUGCACUUGAUAGCCGAAAUAUUCAACAAUCUGUGAAUCUAACAGAAAACGACAAAAAUAUAAUCUCUGUAUCAUCAAUUAUUGAUCAAACUGAUCAAUUAUUAUCUAAAUUCAAUAGACUUGAACUUACAAUUCAUUGGCUUGCUAUUGAUGGAGAACAACCGAUUAUCCCCGAAAAUCCAUCUCCAAAUUUUAUUGAAGAAAAGCAACAUAAGAUCAAUAAUAAAAAGAUAGUACCAUCUCAAUUAACUAAUACAUCUCCUUUAUUACAAAAACUUUUUGAAUUGUCAACUUCUAUUCAAAUAAAAGAUAAUCAACUUGAAGAACAUAUUCAUCCAUUAACAAAGAAUAAUUUAAUUACUAAACCAAAUUAUCCUAUAAAUCGUUCGAAUAUAAAUAAUCCUAUAUCAUCUCAAUCAUGUCUGGCACAUGAAUUAAGUUUAGAACAACAAAUAUAUUUUAAAAACUUGACUGAAUCAUGUUUUAAUGAAACAGAUAAACAACAAAUUGAUACGUUUCCUUGUCUUUCAACAGAUGCUGCUUUACAACCACUUGUACCUCGUCUUCUUCUAUUUAUUGCCAAAGGUAUUGAAACAAAUAUUCAUCUACAUGAUUUAAAUUUAAUUCUUCGAUGUUUAUCAAUAUUAAAAAUACUUACCACGAAUAGAUUCAUUUCAUUUGAUAAAUAUCUCCAUUCAAUCAUUCCAUCAUUAUUAACUUGUCUUAUAUGUAUAUUUGAUAUGACAAAAUCUAAUUCUUCGCUUUCCACAAUAACUCAAAAUAAUUAUUCAUCAAUAUGGCUCAUGCGAGAACAAGCUAGUGAUCUAAUAUCUGAUUUUAAUAAUAAAUAUUCAACAAUUCCUUAUCUUACGGAACGAAUUGUUUCUAUUAUUAAAUCAACUUUAAUUAAUAAUGACAUUAUAAUUACCUUCUCUAUUGUUUAUGCAUGUAUACGAACAUUACUUUUAAUCGAUGUUGAAAUAUACGGUUCAAUUAUAAAAGAUAUGCUACGAAAUUAUAAGAAAUUAGAAUCAGAUUUUGAUCUUGAUUCUAUUGAACAGCAGACAAUAUUCAAUCAGAAAAUCAAUGAAUUAAUCCAAAAAUAUAAUUUAAUUCUAGAAGAUAUUUAA
Molecule: messenger RNA, 1314 nt
Organism: Adineta steineri
Lineage: Eukaryota; Metazoa; Rotifera; Eurotatoria; Adinetida; Adinetidae
Source: the annotation of a GenBank genome assembly